AGUUUCAGUUUCUGUUUCCGAUCUCAGCACAACCCCGGGCUGGCGACCAACACCAGGCAUUGGGGCUAACCACCCUCUGUGCCUCGGCAGGUGGUGCAGAUAAGAACUGGCAGGGCAGGGGUCAGGUGUAGUCUGUGUUACUCGUCUCCCCUUCAGAUGAUCAGAUCAGAUUCCAGAAGGGAGCUGCGACCCUACCAGUGGGAGGUGAUCAUGCCUGCCCUGGAGGGCAGGAAUAUCAUCAUAUGGCUGCCCACGGGGGCUGGGAAGACCCGGGCAGCUGCUUAUGUGGCCAAGAGGCAUCUAGAGACUGUGGACGGAGCCAAGGUGGUCGUACUGGUUAACAGGGUGCACCUGGUGACCCAGCAUUGCGAGGAGUUCAGCCGCAUGCUGGACAAACGCUGGGCCAUUACAACCCUGAGUGGGGACAUGGGGCCACGAGCUGGCUUUGGCCACCUGGCCCGGAGCCAUGACCUGCUCAUCUGCACAGCCGAGCUGCUACAGAUGGCACUGACCAGCCCCGAGGAGGAGGAGCACGUGGAGCUGAACGCCUUCUCCCUGCUUGUGGUGGAUGAGUGUCACCACACGCACAAAGACACCGUCUACAACAUCAUCCUGAGCCGGUAUCUACAGCACAAACUCCAGAGGACACGGCCCCUGCCCCAGGUGCUGGGUCUCACAGCCUCCCCAGGCACUGGUGGGGCGUCCACACUUGAUGGGGCGAUUGACCACAUCCUGCAGCUCUGUGCCAACCUGGACACGUGGCGCAUCAUGUCACCCCAGAACUACCGCCCCCAGCUGCAGGAGCACAGUCCUCAGCCCUGCAAACAGUACAACCUCUGCCACAGGCGCAGCCAGGACCCAUUUGGGGACAUGCUGAAGAAGCUCAUGGAGCGAAUCCACAACCGCCUGGAUAUGCCGGAGUUGAGCCGGGACUUCGGGACGCAGACUUACGAGCAGCAGGUGGUGGAGCUGAGCCAGGAUGCGGCCGAGGCCGGGCUCCAGCAGCGCCGGGUGUACGCGCUUCACCUGCGGCGCUACAACGAUGCGCUGCUCAUCCACCACACGGUCCGUGCUGUGGACGCACUGGCCUCGCUGCGGGAGUUCUACGACAGGGAGCGCGCCACUAAGACCCAGGUCCUGCAUGCCGAGCGCUGGCUGCUGGCACAGUUCAAUGACUACAAGAAUGAGCUGGCCGACCUGGCGACACGUAGCCCGGAGAACCCCAAACUGGAGAUGCUAGAACAGAUCCUGCAAGAGCAGUUCGGAAGCUCCGACGGCCGCCGGGGCAUCCUCUUCACCCAGACCCGCCAGAGCGCUCACUCUCUCCUGCUCUGGCUUCAGCAGCAGCCGGGCCUGCAGAUGCUGGACAUCAGGGCCGACCUGCUGAUUGGGGCUGGGAACAGCAGCCAGAACACCCAUAUGACCCAGAGAGACCAGCAAGAAGUGAUCCGGAAGUUCCGGGCUGGCAUCCUGAACCUCCUGGUGGCUACAAGCGUGGCGGAAGAGGGGCUAGACAUCCCCCAGUGCAAUGUGGUGGUGCGCUAUGGGCUCCUGACCAACGAGAUCUCCAUGGUCCAGGCCAGGGGCCGUGCCCGGGCUGGUCAGAGUGUGUACUCGUUUGUGGCGACCCAAGGCAGUCGGGAGCUGCGGCGGGAGCUGACCAACGAGGCGCUGGAGACUUUGAUGGAGCGGGCCGUGGCUGCCGUGCAGAAGAUGGAUGAGGCCGAGUACCAGGCCAAGAUCCGGGAUCUGCAGCGGGCAGCCCUGGUCAAGCGGGCCGCCCAGGCAGCCCAGCGGGAGAAUCAGCGGCAGCAGUUCCUGGCCGAGCAGGUGCAGCUUCUCUGCAUCAACUGCAUGGUGGCCGUGGGCCACGGGAGUGACCUGCGGAAGGUGGAGGGCGCCCACCACGUCAACGUGAACCCCAACUUCUCGAUCUACUACACUGUCUCCCGGGGGCCUGUGGUCAUCGACAGAACCUUCAAGGACUGGAAGCCUGGGGGUGCCAUUCACUGCAGGAACUGUGGGGAGGCCUGGGGUCUGCAGAUGAUCUACAAGUCAGUGAAGCUGCCAGCGCUCAAAGUUCGCAGCAUGCUUCUAGAGACACCCCGAGGGAGAGUCCAGGCCAAGAAGUGGUCCCGCGUGCCCUUCCUCGUGCCUGACUUUGACUACCUGCAACACUGUACCCAGAACCUGUCUGACUUCACCCUGGAUUGAGCCUCCUGUCCCUGCAGUGCCUGGCUCAGGCUGCAGGGGGCGGGAGAACCCGUUGCAGCUGCCGUCUUCCACGGGGCGAAGCCCGGGCCCGGGCCCCUCUUGUCUGAGUCACCAGGUCGGGGUGUUUUGCUGACCAGCCACAGACAACCCGGGCACCCAGGCUGGCUGAGACUCCCACGCCAAGGAAGCAACUGGAGAGCCACAGCUCAGCCUCAGUCUCCCUGCACACUCACAGAUACUCCAGUGCACUAGAUGGACGUGCGGGUUGGGGGGCAUUGGGAGGGAAACUGAGGCGGGAGGCUAGCCCCACUAAACUAGCAAUCACCACAACUUCCCUUGACCCCCUGACAUUCCUUCCCUGCCAAGGCCACUUCUAUUUUUGGAGGCUCCUCAUAAAUUGAAAAUAAAGAAGUAGAAAAUUGGUGUAGAAAA
Molecule: messenger RNA, 2646 nt
Organism: Lynx canadensis (Canada lynx)
Lineage: Eukaryota; Metazoa; Chordata; Mammalia; Carnivora; Felidae
Gene: DHX58
Product: DExH-box helicase 58
Exons: 13
Coding region: 157-2214 (685 amino acids)
Biological process (GO): response to virus; positive regulation of interferon-beta production; innate immune response
Cellular component (GO): cytoplasm
Molecular function (GO): hydrolase activity; DNA binding; double-stranded RNA binding
Source: RefSeq, a predicted model, not a curated record